Solea solea (common sole) is the source of this 2783-nucleotide messenger RNA. It is a transcript of the gene slc39a7, whose product is annotated as solute carrier family 39 member 7. Gene Ontology annotation, biological process: intracellular zinc ion homeostasis; zinc ion transmembrane transport. Bases 168 to 1667 code for a protein of 499 amino acids. The record is from RefSeq and is a predicted model, not a curated record. Gene Ontology annotation, cellular component: membrane. The transcript has 8 exons. Gene Ontology annotation, molecular function: zinc ion transmembrane transporter activity. NCBI's taxonomy places the organism in Eukaryota, Metazoa, Chordata, Actinopteri, Pleuronectiformes, Soleidae.
AUCUAAGUAAGUUUCCCUGAGUAAAUGCCACGUCUUAUUCACAGCUACGCAUAGCAUCAGCGGAGUUUGGGGAGACUUUAUCACUUUAGUCGACAUAUCUCAGGCUGGACAGUCAGAUUAACCUGCGGCCCCACAGAUAACGAUACCCGCCACACUCCGGGGAUACUAUGGGCUGUGUACGUCUGCUGGUACUGACACUGGCCACAUCUGCAGUACUGCUGUUCGCCUCACAUUCAACCUUCGCUCACAGCCAUUCCCACGAUCACCACGGCCACGAUCACCACGGCCACGAUCACCACGGAGAGCAUGAUCACCACGAACAUUCACAUGGCUCUCAGGUGAAGAUGUUCCAUGGAGCGAGCAAGUGGAGUGCAGAGGCCAACAUCCAUGCACAUGAAGAGGAGCACCAUGACCACGGACACGGGCACGGCCAUGACCACGGGCACGGGCACGGCCAUGACCACCUGCACGGGCACGGCCAUGACCACGGGCACGGGCACGGCCAUGACCACGGGCACGGCCACGGCCAUGACCACGGGCACGGCCAUGACCAUGACCACGGGCACGACCAUGACCACGGACACGGCCAUGACCACGGCCAUGACCACGGACACGCUCAUAGUGAGGAUGUUCUCCAUGUGCACAAGGAGGAGAGUGUGCACUCGCAUGGAGAGAAGAGAGUGAAGAGAGAGAAGAGGGACAUGGUGGAGCUCUGGACACAGGCUAUCGGAGCAACUCUGCUGAUCAGCGCGGCUCCUUUCCUCAUCCUCUUUCUGAUCCCAGUCCAGUCCAACAGUGACCAGCACCAGAACCUGCUCAAGGUGCUGCUCAGCUUUGCCUCUGGUGGACUGUUGGGUGAUGCCUUCCUCCACCUCAUUCCUCACGCUCUGGAGCCUCACUCUCAUCAUGGAGAAGAUGAUCACGGACACUCACAUGUAGUUGAAGAGUCACAUGACCAUGGCCACUCCCACGGAGCUGCCCACAGUCACAUGAUGUCAGUGGGUUUGUGGGUUCUCGGUGGAAUCAUCGCGUUCCUUGUCGUAGAGAAAUUUGUGCGUCUGCUGAAGGGAGGACAUUCUCACAGUCACUCACAUGCUGCUCCCAAAGAGAAGGACAGUGAUGGAGAAGAAGACAAGGAAGUGAAGAAGAAGAAGAAAGAGGAGAAAGGAGGCAAAGACAAGAAAGUCCCAAAGAAAGAGGAGAUAAAGAGCACAGACAUUAAGGUGUCGGGUUAUUUGAACCUGGCCGCGGACUUCACACAUAAUUUUACCGACGGCCUGGCGAUCGGAGCCUCGUUCCUGGUCGGCCCUGCAGUGGGCACCAUCACCACUCUCACCAUCCUACUGCACGAGGUCCCGCACGAGAUCGGAGACUUUGCCAUCCUGGUCCAGUCGGGCUGCACCAAACGACGGGCCAUGUGUCUUCAGCUGCUGACCGCCCUGGGAGCUCUAGCCGGCACAGCUUGCUCCCUGUUGGCUGAAGGCGUGGGAGCCGCGGCAACCGCCUGGAUCCUGCCAUUCACCGCCGGCGGCUUUGUGUACAUCGCCACAGUGAGCGUACUCCCGGAGCUGCUGGCUGGCCGCUCCAGUUUCGGCCAGUCCCUGUUAGAGAUUCUGGCCCUGCUGUUUGGAGUCGGCAUGAUGGUGCUGAUUGCAGAGUACGAGUGAGACGCGGCAGAGACUACGCACACAGCGAGACAGGAAGCGAUGGCGCAGAGGGACAGAGAGGGAGAAGGUCAAAAAGGUUUCAGGAGGUGGUUUUAUGUAAAAUUCAAGUGGAUUAUUUUUGUCAGGGGAGUGGUUAUUUUUUUUUUUAUUUUCUUUGCAUUGUAUUUUGGGAAUGAACAUCACCCAUUGAAGGCCAUUGGAUGGUUUUUGUUGUCUUGUGUUUUUUUUUUUUUUUUUAGCAGUUCACAGUCACAUCCCUGAUGAGGAAAAGAGCCUGGGAGCUGGAAAGAAAACAAAGGAGGAAAAACGUUUUUUUUUUUUUUCAGGUACUGUUAGUGAUGUGAUGUCUGAGUGAAGCGCCUCCAUUAAGGACAGAAGCUGAAAUCUCUGUCCAACAGCCCCGAAAUUCACUCGCCACUUUGACUUUGUCACAACAUAAAUGAGCUGCAGUUUGAUUGUAGUUUUAACUGACACUUAUUUCCCUCCAAUAAAAGCAAGAUAAAUAGUCUGCUCUUUAACGCGACACUUUUUGAACUGACAUUAUGAGGUGCUUGUCUCUUAACAGUGGCUCAGUUGAUAAAAUUUGGUUUUCUUUGUGAACCACUUGCUCCCCUGCACCAGAUGCCAUUGACAAAAACAAAGAUUUUAGCUCACUGCCACCAUCACUAAGUUAAGUUUAGUCAUUUUGUAAUGUUGAGUGUUUGAAAUCCUUUGUUUUGGUUUUUACUUUAAUAAAACAAACUGAUGAGGCAGCAGUUGACGAACAAACUCCUGUGACCUCUGAACUACAAUCAGAAGUUUUUGUCAAUGAAGUCUGUGUGGGUGGAGUGACUGGUUAAAGUGACACGAAAUUCAGUUUCCUGUUGGAAAAGGCUGAUAAACAUUGCGCCACAGCACUAAGCUCAUCGUUGAGAGAUAUUUUAUUUGCUGAUUGUUGUAAUUAACUGGGUUUUGCUGGUUGCAGACUAUGCCUUUAAGUCCAACAUUUCAGAGUCGUUCUGGUGCAACAGCUGUUACUGUUUCACAGCGUCCUGCUCACUGCUGUUAAUGUUUACUGUCUGUCAAUAUUUCUACACCCCACCCAAAAAAAAAGAAUAAAAGUUAAUGUGUUCACAC